Messenger RNA from Priceomyces carsonii, 537 nucleotides. It is a transcript of the gene AHP1, whose product is annotated as thioredoxin peroxidase. Lineage: Eukaryota; Fungi; Ascomycota; Pichiomycetes; Serinales; Debaryomycetaceae. Gene Ontology annotation, cellular component: peroxisome; mitochondrion; cytoplasm. The record is from RefSeq and is a predicted model, not a curated record. Gene Ontology annotation, biological process: cell redox homeostasis; hydrogen peroxide catabolic process; cellular response to oxidative stress. The coding region runs from base 1 to 537 and encodes 178 amino acids. Gene Ontology annotation, molecular function: thioredoxin peroxidase activity. The transcript has a single exon.
AUGACACUUAAAAUUAACGAUAAAUUCCCUACUGACCAUACAAUCAAAUACAUUCCGUAUUCUAAAGCCAAUGACUCACCAGUUGCUUGUGGGAAUCCAGCUCAAUAUGACUUAGCAAAGGAAUUGCCUGGUAAGAAAGUUAUUAUAACUGCUGCUCCCGGUGCAUUCACUCCUACAUGUACCGAGCAACACAUUCCAGCUUACUUGAAGCAUUUAAAGGACUUCAAAAGCAAAGGUAUUGAUAAAAUUAUCGUAUUAACUGCUAAUGACCCAUUCGUUCUUAGUGCAUGGGAAAAGGCAUUGGGCUAUAAAGACGAAGAGAACUAUGUGAUUUUUGGCACAGAUCCCUUGGGUCAAAUUUCGAAGGAAAUUGGUGACGACUACGUUGUGGAUAUGAGCAAGGCAGGCUUUGGGCUUAGAACAUCAAGAUAUGUAUCUGUCGUGGAUAAUGGUAAGAUCAUCUAUUUAGCAAAUGAAGAUGACGCUGGCAGCUUUAAGGCUUCUGAUCCAAACAUUGUCUUGGCUGCUCUUAAAUAA